This is a messenger RNA of Paraphaeosphaeria sporulosa, 324 nucleotides long. RefSeq lists its product as uncharacterized. The coding region runs from base 1 to 324 and encodes 107 amino acids. The record is from RefSeq and is a predicted model, not a curated record. Lineage: Eukaryota; Fungi; Ascomycota; Dothideomycetes; Pleosporales; Didymosphaeriaceae. The transcript has 2 exons.
AUGUCAAUGGACAACACCCCCGCGACUACCACCAACAAGACCACCACCGACCCCUCCUCCGGCCAAUCUUCAGAGUUCCUAGAACCAUCAAAGUCCUCCGACGGCCCCCAGCGCCGCUCCUCCAUUUCCAAGAUCGUGGACGCGAUCAAGAAGCCAUUCCACCACGAGAAAAAGCAGGAAGAUGUGCCGCCCGCACUGAAGGAGAACAUCGAGCGCAUGGAGGAGCGGAAGCAGGAGCGCAUUGAGGAGAUGCAGAAAGAGGGGUUGGAUACGAGUAUGCUUGAGGGGAGCAAGAAGGGGCAGUUAAAGCAGACGUUGCGCUAA